AUGGCUUCUCAAUCUGUUCUUGUUUUUGCUCUGAUCUUCGUCGCCGCCGUCGCCGGAGCUUUUGCCGAGGCACCCACUGCCUCCCCUUCGGAAUCCCCCGCGCCGAAAUCCGCGCCUUCUGACUCCGAAGCGUCAUCUCCAUCUUCCUCUCCAGCCGAUACUCCGGCGGACACACCGGCAGAUACUCCGGCGGAAACGCCGGCAGAUACACCGGCGGACACACCGGCAGAUACUCCGGCGGAUACACCGGCAGAUACUCCGGCAGAUACUCCGGCAGAUACACCGGCGGAUACACCGGCAGAUACACCGGCAGAUACCCCGGCAGAUACUCCCGCGGACACUCCGGCGGCUUCAUCUGAGUCGUCGCCAUCCCCGGCAGCCUCUGCUCCGACUUCGCCCUCUGAGGCUCCGGCGAGUAACUCACCCGACAGCUCCCCGGAUUCCUCCCCCUCCGUUUCUCCUUCUCCAGACACCGACUCACCAGCUGCGUCUCCCGCCGACUCCGGCUCCCCCGCUGCCUCGCCUGAUUCCGAUUCGUCUUCUCCCCCCUCUCCCACCCCCGACGCCGCCGAUAGCCCCGUUGCUGAUGGCCCUUCAGAGGUUGAUGGCCCCACCUCUGAUUCUCCGGCUGAUGCGCCCGACGGUGAUGCAGACAGCGGCACUUCUUCUCUGAAACUCACCUCCGCCGCCGUCUGUGGUGCCGUUGCCGUCGCCGUCGCCGGACUCUUUGCAUUCUGA
Messenger RNA from Cucurbita maxima (winter squash), 738 nucleotides. Its product is annotated as mucin-1-like. The record is from RefSeq and is a predicted model, not a curated record. The coding region runs from base 1 to 738 and encodes 245 amino acids. The transcript has a single exon. Lineage: Eukaryota; Viridiplantae; Streptophyta; Magnoliopsida; Cucurbitales; Cucurbitaceae.